UAAAAAACAAAAGAUGCGAUUUUGACUUAAGUGAUCAGUCACACAGACUCCAAAGUCCAGUAUAAAUACUCCAACUUACAACCCACAAUCAUCUCAGUAGUCCUAUUUGUACCACCAUUCAUUCUUCUUCCCCCUCCCAUUUUGCCACCAUCGGGGAGUUUCAUCUGUUGUUGUUCUGUCGAUAAACAAUUGAAGAUUACUGAUUGAAGGAGAUACAGAAACUACAUGAACGGCAUGAAUCAAUCCCUUUUUUCCCAAUUGAUCUUCAUUUCAAUUUGAAGAAGCUCUUUUUUUCCUCAGUAUCACCAAAACAGAGAGAAAACAGAGUCAUCAAUUAUUGGAGACAGCCGUAAAAAAGAGUAUAAAAAGAUUGAUCAGCAUCUUUUUUCAUUCCUGAAUUCUCAGGCCACUUCCAUCUUUUGAUCCUCACGUGUUCCACCUACAAAAAAAAAAAGAAAGGAAUAACGUCUCCAAGUUGCCGCGUAUUGAUUAUUUAAAUGCUCUGGUUCGAAUAGAUACUUCAAAAGGGCUCUGUUUUUUCCUUUUUGCUUCCAUUUUUGUAAAAUUCCUCUGUUUCAUUCAGUUUCAAUUCAUCUGUGAAACAAAAAAAAAAAUGAAGAUGAAUCCCAUGUCGGUGAUGAUGCCAAAAUCACGGCCAUUAAUCCACCUUCCCGGCGGUGGGAUAGACAUGAAGGUGCUCAUCAAUCAGCGGGAUCCCCGGCAGCUGGAGAAAGUGGUGGUGGUGAUGGGCGCCACCGGGACCGGAAAAUCAAGGCUGUCGAUCGAUCUGGCCACCCGAUUCCACGCCGAAGUUGUGAAUUCCGAUAAAAUGCAAGUCUACAAAGGAUUAGACGUCGUCACCAAUAAAAUCACCGACGAGGAGCGUCAGGGGAUUCCUCAUCAUCUCCUCGGGUUAAUCGAUCCCAACUCGGAUUUCACCGCCGCCAGCUUUUGUAACAUGGCCACGGCGGCCACCAAAGGUAUUGUUAACCGUGGUAAGCUUCCAAUCAUCGUUGGAGGUUCCAAUUCUUUCAUAGAAGCCUUGAUUGACGGAGAAGACAGCAAAUUCGGGUCACGUUACCAAUGUUGCUUUCUCUGGGUCGACGUUUCUUUGCCGGUUCUACAUUCAUUCGUGUCGGAACGAGUUGACAGGAUGGUUGAAAAGGGUAUGAUCGAUGAAGUUCAGGAAAUUUUCAACCCAAUGCAUUCUGAUUAUUCCACCGGGAUCCGGCGAUCAAUUGGGGUCCCGGAAUUUGACCGGUUUUUCAGAGCUAAACCGUUCUGCGACGGCGAAACCCGUGCCCGGCUCCUGGAAGAAGCCAUCCGUCAAACAAAGUAUAAUACGUGCAAAUUGGCGUGCAGGCAAUUGGAGAAAAUCAUCCGGUUGAGAAACGUGAAGGGAUGGAAAAUCCACCGCCUGGAUGCCACUCAGGUUUUCAGAAAACAGGGUAAAGAAGAGGCGGACAAAGAGUGGGAGAAUCUCGUCGCGGGUCCCAGCGCGAGAAUCGUUUCCAAAUUCCUGUACAGCCAACACAGCAGCUCCGCCACCAGCACGGUGGUUUACCCGGGUGCCGCCACCGUCGUGGGUGGCCGGAGGGGAAUGCGAAUCGGGGAACCGGUGGCAAUUUACUAAAUUUAAUUAAAUUAUGAUGUAAAUUAGUGUGGCAACUGUUUUUUUUUGGCAAAACAAGAUGAUAUGGGAGAAUUUUCCAUCAUAAAUCCCUUCUCUGCCGGGUAGAGUUGGGAGUUUUUUUGUAAUCAUAUAUAAGUAGUAGACGAUAUAUGAUCGGAUUUUCAGUAGGUAAAAUCCUGGCUCUUUUUGUAACCAGAGUACUCUGUUUUCUGUGUUGGUAGGCGCUAAUAGAGAAAUAUCAUAAAUUAACUUCUUUUCUUGGAUGGUUUGAUGACAAAUUAUCCGUACACCUGAUGGUACAUGUCGAUGAUUUUUUUUGCUAACAUUACAAAUCUGCUAUGCAUGGUUUUCAU
Oldenlandia corymbosa var. corymbosa is the source of this 1986-nucleotide messenger RNA. The record is from the annotation of a GenBank genome assembly. NCBI's taxonomy places the organism in Eukaryota, Viridiplantae, Streptophyta, Magnoliopsida, Gentianales, Rubiaceae.